ACUGAACUUGGUUAUAUCUUCUCGGUUUGAAAUACAGAAGCUAGAUAAUACCUUAUGUUACCCAAAGAAAUGAUGUAGACAGUAAGUACUCCUGUAAAAAUACUAUGUAUCUUGGCUGAGACAUGAGGCGCUUGUUGUGUCAGCAUCGGCGAAGUGGCUGAUUGAUCGUGGUGUAGCUGUACCCCCUUCAUAACCGCAUAUGUAGUAUCGCUAUCGGAUAGUCUUCACUCCCUAUUGGUGGUGGCUUUUCAGUAAUCUGGUAGCGCGCGCCACGUUGUAAAGCGACCCUAUGGCGCAUGAAAACAUACCAAAUAGUUCAUGCUGCCCCGUGAGAAUCAAUUCAGAUCUUUUUCAAUUUGUAGUCGCGUUUUUCGUGAUGGUGGUCACAAUUGAAAUUACUGAAGAAUACCAGCAACAUGCCCCUUUUUGCGACGUUGAAGAAACAUAAAGUCGCCUUCGCUGUAUCAUCAACAGUGAAUAUCGGAUCUAUGCUUUUUGGCUUCGACACAGGCAUAGUUGGUGGUGUGGUCGCUCUAGGAAGUUUCAAAAAGGAAUUUAAUCUAGCUGCGUCGGCGACCGAAUACGCCAAUGCGUCAUCGAACGUCGUCGCUUUAUUAAAUGCUGGCGCAUUCUUCGGAGCACUUACUCCGCCUAUUUUAGCGAGAUUUAUUGGCCGUAGAUCGUUGCUUUCAAUUGCUGGCCUUCUUUUCUUGUUGGGAGGUAUACUGCAGGUCGCUGCUUCGGGACCAACGUUAGGUAUGAUUUAUGGCGGACGGAUUGUUGCUGGAUUGGGUGUCGGAAUUAUUUCGAAUGUUGCACCUGUUUUUGUGGCUGAAUGUGCCCCGAAGGAGUUCCGUGGUGUUAUGAUGUCGUUAUUCGAGAUGUUCCUCGUCAGUGGUGGAAUGCUCGCGUACUGGACUACUUACGGCUGCAGUCUACACUUAACACCUGCAUCAAUUCAAUGGCGCACUCCUCUUUCGCUUCAAAUCAUCCUCGCCGCUAUCGUAACGAUAUCCUCUGUACUGAUACCCGAAUCACCCCGCUGGUUAGCAAAACAAGGCCGAUACGAUGAGGCAAUACGAAACCUUUGUCAUCUACGAUCAGCGUCGGCGGAUUCGACUGAAAUCGUAGAGGAAAUGUCUCAGAUCCGCGCCCAGAUUCAAGAAGAGAUUGACACCGCAAGAGGUCGCACAGUUCGCGAAAUCUUCGAACGUCGGAACUUCUUACGUAUACUCUGGUCGCUUGCUGUUGGGAUUAUCGCGAUUUGGUGCGGACAUAAUGCCAUUUUAUAUUACGCACCGGUUGUAUUCGCUCAGAUAGGAUAUACGGGUCAGAAUCCAGCUCUUUUGGCUUCUGGUAUCUUUACCUGCAUCAAAUUUGUAUCGACUAUCGUAUUCAUACUCGGCGGAGUUCAUUUCUUCGGUCGGAAGACUUUGUUGAUUGGAGGUGCUUUCUUUAUGGGAGCGUUGCUGUUCGGAUUAGGUGCUAUCUUAGCCACACGACCACCUAAUGUUCCGGGCAAUGGAGUCGGAUCGCCGUCAGCACAGGCUAUGAUGGCUCUGAUAUACCUAUAUGUUGUCGCAUAUUCGCUAUCGUGGGGACCCUUGGAAUGGGUCUAUAUCGGUGAGAUCUUCCCGUUGCGUAUUAGGGACUAUGGUAUGGCGAUUGGUGCAGCGAACAUAUGGCUAUGGAACUUUGUCGCUUCAAAGAUUGCACCAAUUGCUAUACUUAACAUCGGCUGGAAAACGUGGAUGAUUUUCGCGUCAUGCAAUAUCGCUGGUGUUCUUUUGGCAUGUGUACUCCCUGAAACGAAAGAUAUAUCGCUUGAGCAAAUGGAUGUGCUCUUUGGUGUUGUUGAUGAGAAUACGCGCCGUCGCCAUAUCGAGACAAACUUGCAAGGGAUGAUAGAGAACGAGUCGUCUAUUGCACAACUAGUGGUGCGUAAGAGUCGGGAUCAUGAACCUCUACCUCAAGCACAUCCUAUCUAGAUGAUUCCCCAUUUUCAAAUGGUAGGUAGUCCGCAGGCCGCAUGUUUAGAACGCCAUAUUAGCAUAGAAAUACGAUGAUGUACUUGGGGUUGCGUUAGAGGCUAUCCUGACGCACAGGUCGCGCAGAGACCAUACUCGCUCGGUGUAACAUACGAAGAUACCGGGGGGAUCUGGUCAUUGUGCUAUGGCUACGUGAUUAUAGUAUAGCUCAAAGGCCCUACAGGUAUACGUUGGUUGGUACCUAUGGCUGAGAUGGCUGGAGGUGCUGGUAACAGCCCAAGAGCUACACUUGCACUUGGUGGAAUUUAACCCUCUGAGGCAACUCUUCAUUAUACCACGAUAUAUGCGGGAAUAUUUUAGACCAAUAGGUACCUAGGUAGGCUUUGUGGAAAAUUCGUCCUAUCGCGGAUAACCAUGAUAAUCUUAUGAUCCUCGGCUACUAUAGUCGAAUUGAUGUCGUUACAGUAUUGGCAUAACAGUUAAACCAUAGAGAAGUGAGGGAAAUUACCUGGUGGACUAGAAGGGAAGCGGGAUGAUAGAGGUAGAACAAAUUAUGCAGUGUCAAAUAUCGGGAAGAAAGCUUUCCUGGCGAAACUGGUAUGUGCGAGUGCCUUGGGUAGGCUCUAGUAUUUAGGUAAGCAACCAUGUGUCAAGUCUUGUGGAAAGUUGUGUAGAGUCGGGUAUCCGGUGGCCUUCACUGGAAUUAAUUACAAGCAAUAAAUUAAUUGUUUCGGUAAUGAUUUACGA
Molecule: messenger RNA, 2735 nt
Organism: Hypoxylon trugodes
Lineage: Eukaryota; Fungi; Ascomycota; Sordariomycetes; Xylariales; Hypoxylaceae
Product: general substrate transporter
Exons: 5
Coding region: 417-1988 (523 amino acids)
Biological process (GO): transmembrane transport; carbohydrate transport
Cellular component (GO): membrane
Molecular function (GO): carbohydrate:proton symporter activity
Source: RefSeq, a predicted model, not a curated record